GUUAGAAGAAUGUGAGUGCAAGAGCGAUGACGUCACAGGUGGAGGAUGGCUCUGGGCAAACAACAGCUGAGGGUCAUCUGUCUCCUGGCCGUCGGGACCGUCUUUCAUUUUGUAGGAGUCAUCGCUAGACCUCGAAAUAAUCACAAUGAGUCUUUACCCGUCUCUGGAGGACAUGAAGGUGGACCAGUUGGGCAGAGCACAAGCCCAGCUGGUGAGUGAGAUGACAGCAUCACAGGGUGGCCCUCUUGCCACGGCCCCUCCAGUACAUGAUGCUCCACCCCCCUACCCCCUCCACCCCCCUCAGGCCCAGCCCAAGCCUGGCCUGGCCCUCUUAUACCCUGCCCUUGAUGACUACAUGGGGUUGGAGUUCACAGCUGAUGUAAUUGCUGCCAACAUGCCAGAAUACCUCCCAGUCGCUACACCACAACCUAGUGCUGUGAGUAUUGCCCCAUCUGUGAUGCCUUCUGGUAUUGUGGCACCUCUGUCAGGGUCUUCUGUUGGCCUCUAUAGAGCUCAGGUCACUAACAGCAUCAGAGAGGUGACGGUCUGCAAGGAUGCUGAAAGUAAAGUGGGUAUGCGUGUUAAGUCUAUCAACAAGGGAGUGUUUGUGUGCCUUGUGAAGAAGAAUUCUCCUGCUGCUCUUGCUGGACUACGCUUUGGAGACCAGAUCUUGCAGAUCAACGGUGAAACAGUGGCUGGCUACUCCAUGGAGAAGGUUCAUGACAUACUCAGGAAGUGUCCCACUAAUGGCAUCAACCUAGCCAUCAGAGACAGGCCAUUCGAGCGAACAGUAACACUCCACAAGGACAGCACAGGCCAUAUUGGAUUCCAGUUCCGUGAUGGUGAAGUGACAGCCUUGGUCAAGGACUCGUCUGCAGCACGUAAUGGACUUCUCAUAGAUCAUCAUCUUCUGGAGAUUAACGGGCAGAAUGUCGUUGGGGUGAAGGAUAAGGAUAUAUCCGCCAUCAUCAACGAGUGUGGACAAGUGGCCACUGUCACCAUAAUGCCGUCCUUUGUUUACAAACACAUGAUGAAGCACAUGGCAAGCUCUCUUGUAAAGUUUAUGGAUCAUUCAGUCCCUGACCUGUAAAAGUGUACCUUCAGCUCUAAUGACUUAAAACAACUGCAGUUUUAUUGGCCAGAAGGAGCAGUAAACUGCUCAUUAAAGGGGGCGAUGGACCAAAAUGCAUGGGCAUUGUUUAAAACAUAAGGAACUGUAGGACUCUUUGUCUUCAUAUAUUUUGCUAUGAUUGUAAAGGAAACAGUAGGAUGGGUGCAGAAACCUUUCAUUUUAUGGGAUACAUUUUAUGCAAUUUAAAUAUGGUUUAUCUGUUUAAUGUUUGCAGUAUACUAAUUCCUGGUAUGACCAAGUGAUUUGGGUGUCCAUAAAGUUGGUAUACAUUUACAAAAAUUACUUAAAUAUAAUUAUUGAUAGUGUUUAUUAUGUUUUCUUCCCAGAACAUUUUUAUUUCAUUAUAUGUAAUCAAAUUGUCUGGUCAAGAAGAGAUAUAUUAUAGUAGAAUGGUGAGUGACUGCUGUGUCCUAGUUUAUUUUUAAUCAGUACAGGUACUGCCUUACACAUCCUUCAUUCAUAUCAUACACAGCUUCUCUCAGCAUACCUCUACACAUAUUCCCACUGACCGAGCAUUAAGAAUCACAUGGAUUUGGUUUCCCUAUUGUUUGUUUUUAUGAACAGAUAAUGUAUUUCCUUUGCAUUUUUUGGGUUUGGUUACUUAUUGAGCAUUACUCUUACCUUAAAAAUUUUAACCUGCCACACAAGGUGAACAGAGACCAUCUUACUCCUUCACUGAAUGUAUAUAAGGGUGCAGAACACUUGGUGGUACUGUGUACAGUAACAGUUGCAUCAUUGGGAAUCCAGGGCCAUGUAGCAACAUUAAUGCUCGGUCAGUACAUGCUGAUGGUGUAUCGUGUUACUUUUAAAAUAUAGUAAUAAUUAUGGUAAAAUCACACCACAAAUGCCAUAAAGUAUACUAGCUUAAUGAACACCCCAUCAUAGGGUUAAUGCUACAACAUUAAGUGCUUUACAUGAUGAAAGGUGAUUGAUGACCGCUGUUCUCAUACCUGCUGAUGAUGCCCACAAACAAUUAGCUUUGACUUGCAGUUAAUCAUAGAUAAUGUACUAUUCUUAAUAUUCAUAUAAUAUACAGUAAAAUGUAGUCGUGGUAAAGAAGGGAAUACUGGAGGAGGUUAAAGAUGUGUGUGAUGUUAAGUAUGAGUGGUGUGAUGGAGAGAAAUAAGAGAACAAUAUGCAAGAAAAGGUGAGGAGAGAGAGUUGGGUAAUAUAACCGAGGGAGGGGCCGUAAAUUUGGAGGUACGGAACGUGUAAAUUGUGGAAUGGAGAAAGAGGUUUGCUGAGGUGGUAUGGACAUAUGAAAAGGAUGCAGGCAGAAAAGAUGACAAAGAACAUGUAGGGGGGGGGGGAGGUUAGUGACUGUGUGGAGGAGGCAAAGAUAGAACAAUUUGUUUAAUGAGAAGGGAAAUAAAAUAGUUUAGGAGGUAUGUAGUGAAGGCUCUUCUGCUGUAGCCAUGUCAUAGGAAGCCACCCAGAGGAGUGUCGUAGAUAGGGUACUUAAAGAAAGACAAGUGCCAUGCAAGUGAUUAUUUAAUCUGGACAGGUAAAUGAUUUUGUUUGAUGGAUAUGAAUUUAACACAAUUCCAGUCCUCGCAUAAUGUAGUGGAUUUCACAAGUUGUGUGUGUGUCUGAUAUGUUGUAAUUUCAGGAUUAUUUAAACAGCCAUAUUCAGUCAUUUCUAUUUACUGCCUUUCAUUCAGUUUGUAAUCAUUUUAUAUUUACAUAGUCUCAUCUGUAAAUGUAGUCCGGUGUCUUUCAUUGCAGUGACUACUGGCACAGAACUAGGAGUAUUUAUGACCAAGUCAUUGGAAAGAUCCUUUUAAAUGGAAUUAAACAGUGAGGUGUUCUCUCUUGUCAUAUAUUAUGCAUCCUCUAAGGAUUAUUAAAUGGUAUUGCAAUUACAGUACCUUAGUGGAAAGUAUAAUUGGAUUUUUAGUUGCACACUUUUUUAAGAUCUUGCAUAGUUGUAAAGUACAGUUGUCAGUUGGUUAGGUGUAUUUUAUAUAAGAAAUAUCAGAGUGUUUUAUCCUUCCAUUACAAUAUUGUAAGUAUAAUCCUUAUCACACUAUUGAGCAGUUGGGACGACUGAGUGUAUGGAAUAUAAUCUCAUAUAGUAUAUGCAUUAUUAUGGCUCUUGGAGAAUGGUUGAAAAUUUAACGUGUAAUUGGUACCGAUUUGAUUGAAGUUUGCAAUAUUGUCAAUAUUACUAUUGACAGGAUGUAUGCAUGUUUAAUUCCUCAUGAAAAUGAUCAUUUGUGCUUCAGAUAUUUGUGAGGUAUGUGAUAACCUGUAGUAUGGAAAUAUAAUGUAUAGUCUUUAUUAUAAUAAAAAUUAAAUGUGAAAAAUAA
This is a messenger RNA of Homarus americanus (American lobster), 3441 nucleotides long. Its product is annotated as syntenin-1-like. Gene Ontology annotation, molecular function: protein binding. Bases 146 to 1090 code for a protein of 314 amino acids. The transcript has 9 exons. Gene Ontology annotation, cellular component: cytoplasm; plasma membrane. Lineage: Eukaryota; Metazoa; Arthropoda; Malacostraca; Decapoda; Nephropidae. The record is from RefSeq and is a predicted model, not a curated record.